AUGGGAGAAACAGAGGCCAGCCCGAGGUCCACGACGAGGCACCAGAUCUGGGGGCCCGUCGAGAUCGACUCGGACAGCAGCUCGAGCCUGACCCCGAGGAAUUUGCCAACUAGCAACAGCAGGCCGUACAGGAGCAAAGUUCAAUGUUCGAACAUUAGCAAGAGGCCAGCCACCCUGAACAAAUUUCGCUUUGUGGAGUUCGCAAAUGUCUCACAAGCGCAGAACGUUCAGAGUGUGGACCCAUGGCUCGAGUGGGGAACACAGUUGCUGCGAGUGCGCAAGCUCGGGAAUCGGACCAACGAGUACUUGACCAAGGAGGUUGUGGAGCUUCUGAUGGGCAAAGAUACGGAGUAUAAGGAGGCAUGGCGGGUCAAAGUCCGCUGUCUGCCAACGGCCCCCUUCUCCCGAGGGAGGAAGCAGGGCGUGCGUGGGACUGUCAGCUCGCUGUCUGGCAGGCCCGAAGCGGCGUUUGGAUUGAUCCGCGAGGUGGAGAGUAAUGGUGCUACAUGCGAGAAUCUCGCUGACUGCGGGGACUUCGAUGCUGGGUGCGACCUCAAAUCGAGGGCCACGUUCUGUCUUGUGCGGGCCCUGCGGCUCAAGGAGUUUUCGGUUACCCCCUUCCCCGGUCCUGCGGGUUGGCGCGACCGGGGCGUGGAGAGCGCGCGCUGGCGCGAGGGAUUCGAGCUCAUCGGCAAUACCCUCAAGCUCAGCCAGUUCUCAAAAACGUACAUGCCCGCAAAAGGCUUGGCCAGUUUUGUCGGCUGCGGCCACGACACGGGACUGGUGCUCAUCGGCGGCCGUUGGAGCGUGAUGCUGAGGGACGAGUCCCCCGCCGAGAGGUGCCUCGCGGGCCCGUGGGAGGAUCCGAAGAGAGCCACUGGCACGGACGGGUCCUCGCGCAGCACCAGCCUCGAGCCGACGGCGACCUGGACGCCGCCGGAGGCCAGCUCGACCCUGGCAAGCGCAUACAGGUACUGGGCCAGGCAGGCGCAGAGUGCGACGACCCCUGGCUGGGCACCUCUGAUCAGGAGGACGACGGCCAGGACGACGGGGAGGUGCCGCACACGGACCCGGGGUCGGUGUGGUCAGUGGGGUCUGAGAAGCACGCAACAGGCAACUGCAGGGUGUGCCACUACUUCUACACGAAGGCGGGCUGCAACAACGGGGUCAACUGCAACUUUUGCCACCUCGUCCACAGCAGGCGGCGCCCGAAACCCAGGCCGUGCAAGUCGCGGCGCGUCAGGUGCAAG
This is a messenger RNA of Prorocentrum cordatum, 1250 nucleotides long. The record is from the annotation of a GenBank genome assembly. NCBI's taxonomy places the organism in Eukaryota, Dinophyceae, Prorocentrales, Prorocentraceae.